AUGCUUCCUAUCCAAGGGUUUAGUGGUUGUUCUGUGGGCUGUUGUACAGUCCGAGGACUCGCUGAGCAUGUGCUCGGACUUCCGUUGCAGUAUCCAGGCGUCCAUCAAGAGUCGCAGGCCAGAGUGACUCAGGACUUGGCAAGGACGGAUCCGAAGCGGCAGCUCCUGCUGAUUUGGGACGCCAUGUGUGAUUUCGUUUCGGAGCAGUUGCAGCAUGGAAAAGGAGUGACCAUAAAAGACUUCGGGUCCUUCGUAUUUGAGAGACGUCUGGAAGCUACGCCCCCCAAAAUCCCCGAACUGGGGCACGCCCCAGGGGAAAAAGAAGUGAUAAUUCCGCGCUUUGUUGUAUCUGACACGCUGAUGAAGGAACUGACAAGGCAGCGUCCGAAGGAGGAUAUUCGAAGGCAGCAUAUCUCAGGGUCGAUAUUCCAGACGAAGAAAAUGACUGCCAUUAACCCCGUUUCGAUAGCAGCGGGCUGUUACAUGCGACGGGACCUAGUAGCGUCUGCCCUCACCGCGAUGUUCCGAGCCAUCAUUGAUCUUGUGAGAACAAAUUACGAUCUCGAAAUAAAUAUGAAGUUUGCAGUCAUUAGCAUCAAAAACAGAGCCCUGAAGUACAGCUUCCGCAAAGGCAUUCAGUUGUCCGCUCAGGUUAGUCCAUUUUUCCUUGUCAAUUGA
Besnoitia besnoiti is the source of this 678-nucleotide messenger RNA. RefSeq lists its product as uncharacterized. The transcript is spliced from 6 exons. Lineage: Eukaryota; Apicomplexa; Conoidasida; Eucoccidiorida; Sarcocystidae. Bases 1 to 678 code for a protein of 225 amino acids. Gene Ontology annotation, molecular function: DNA binding. The record is from RefSeq and is a predicted model, not a curated record.